Molecule: messenger RNA, 454 nt
Organism: Ogataea polymorpha
Lineage: Eukaryota; Fungi; Ascomycota; Pichiomycetes; Pichiales; Pichiaceae
Exons: 1
Coding region: 18-407 (129 amino acids)
Biological process (GO): fungal-type cell wall organization
Cellular component (GO): fungal-type cell wall
Molecular function (GO): structural constituent of cell wall
Source: RefSeq, a predicted model, not a curated record
CUUUCGCUUAAUUAAAAAUGCAAUUCAGAACUUUGUCUCCACUUGCUUUGGCUUCCGCUGCUUUCGCUGCUUACUCUAACGGCACCGUCUCUACCAUUACUUACGAGACCACCAUUUCUGAGGUUGUCACUGCUUUGACUACCUACUGCCCAGAGCCAACCUCUAUUGUCACCAACGGAAAGACUUACACCGUCACUGGUGCCACCACCUUGACCAUCACCGACUGCCCAUGCACCAAGGAGGAGGUCAUUACCACCACCACUAUCACCACUUGCCCAGUUUCUUCUGCUACUUCCUCUGCUGCUGCUUCCUCUGCUCCAGUCAUCUCCACUGCUGAGAACGCUGGUGCUAAGGUUGGUGCUGCUGGUUUGGCUGCCGUUGCCGGUGCUGCUGCUUUCUUGCUCUAAGCAUCUUAAAUCUAUAGUACCCUUAAUAAGCGUUUUUAAUUAAUUAC